AUGCUGCCGGCGAGCCUGGCGCCGGCGAAGAAGACCUACCUCGUCACGGGCUGCUCUGCCGGCCUCGGUCUCGAGCUUGUGAGGCAGCUCGCCGCACGAGGCGACCGCGUGUACGCCACGUGCCGCACGCCCGCCGCCUCAGCCAGCGGCGUCGAUGAGCUCAGCCAGGUGGCAGGAGAUGUCGUCCUCGUGCAGGGCGUCGAUGUCACCAGCGACUCGGUCGGCGAGACGCUGAAGGCGGCGCUCGCAGGCGUCAAGCUGGACUGCAUCGUGCACAACGCGGGCGGCUUCGCUGCGUCUCGUGCCGAGCAGAAGCUCGACACCAUCUGCAUGGACGCGAUGCGCCGCGGCUUCGAGCUCAACACGCUGAGCGUGCUGCGCGUCACGCAAGCGCUGCUGCCGCAGCUGUCGGCGCCGGGAGGCAAGCUCGUCGUAAUCUCGUCGAUGAUAGGCUCGAUCGCAGACAACAGCAGCGGCGGCAUGUACGCGUACCGCACAUCCAAGGCCGCGGUCAACAUGGUGUCCAAGUCGUUGGCCAACGACCUCAAACCGCAAGGCAUCGCCGUGGUCGCAAUCUCGCCCGGCUUCGUGGCGACCCAUUUCGGCGGCAUGUCGCCGGAGCACAAGAUGAAGGUCGGCGCCAAGCCAGUCACGCCGUCGGUGCGAGGCAUCGUCGAGGCGAUCGAUGCUCUCGAGCUCAGCAACACGGGCAGCUUUGUGCACACCAACUACGGCGACGGAUUGCAGCCCGCGCCUUGGUGA
Molecule: messenger RNA, 762 nt
Organism: Emiliania huxleyi CCMP1516
Lineage: Eukaryota; Haptophyta; Isochrysidales; Noelaerhabdaceae
Exons: 2
Coding region: 1-762 (253 amino acids)
Molecular function (GO): oxidoreductase activity, acting on the CH-OH group of donors, NAD or NADP as acceptor
Source: RefSeq, a predicted model, not a curated record